Zalophus californianus (California sea lion) is the source of this 11465-nucleotide messenger RNA. RefSeq names its product Wnt family member 2B (gene WNT2B). The record is from RefSeq and is a predicted model, not a curated record. Gene Ontology annotation, molecular function: frizzled binding; cytokine activity. The transcript is spliced from 6 exons. NCBI's taxonomy places the organism in Eukaryota, Metazoa, Chordata, Mammalia, Carnivora, Otariidae. Gene Ontology annotation, cellular component: extracellular region. Bases 314 to 1396 code for a protein of 360 amino acids. Gene Ontology annotation, biological process: neuron differentiation; multicellular organism development; canonical Wnt signaling pathway.
CCGAGAGGCUGUCCGCACACUCUGCCCGCAGCCCCACUCCGCGCCGCCGACCCCCUGACACCGCGCCCAGCGCCGGGGCAGCGCGUCCCGGACCCCGAGCUUGGCGCGCCCCCGUCGGCUUCCGGACCCCGUUCCUUGCGCCCCUCUCCGGGACCCUGCGCCCCGGCUCCUGGACUCCAGGUGCCCCUGGGUCCCCGGCCAGCGGCGAGCCCUAUGGCCCCCCAGGGGGGUGAGGUGGGAGCAGCCUGAGUACCCCGAGCCGGUGCCCCGUCCACGCCCCUCCGGGCCGCGCGGCGGGAGUCAUCGGGGAGCUAUGCUGAAGCCGGGUAGUGCGGAGGAAGCCGCGCAGCUCCCCCCUCGGCGCACACGCGCCCCUGUCCCCGCGCUCGCGCCAGGACCCGCGGCCCCCGACGGCUCUCGGGCUUCGGCCCGCCUCGGUCUUGCCUGCCCGCUGCUGCUGCUGCUGCUGACGCUGCCGGCCCGCGUAGACACAUCCUGGUGGUACAUCGGGGCCCUGGGGGCCCGAGUGAUCUGUGACAAUAUCCCUGGCCUGGUGAGCCGGCAGCGGCAGCUGUGCCAGCGGUACCCAGACAUCAUGCGCUCGGUGGGCGAGGGCGCCCGAGAAUGGAUCCGGGAGUGUCAGCACCAGUUCCGCCACCACCGCUGGAACUGCACCACGCUGGACCGGGACCACACUGUCUUUGGUCGCGUCAUGCUCCGAAGCAGCCGGGAGGCAGCAUUUGUAUAUGCUAUCUCGUCAGCGGGGGUGGUCCAUGCUAUCACCCGUGCCUGUAGCCAGGGUGAACUGAGUGUGUGCAGCUGUGACCCCUACACCCGUGGCCGACACCAUGACCAACGUGGGGAUUUUGACUGGGGUGGCUGCAGUGACAACAUCCACUACGGUGUUCGCUUUGCCAAGGCCUUUGUGGAUGCCAAGGAAAAGAGGCUUAAGGAUGCCCGGGCCCUCAUGAACUUACAUAACAACCGCUGUGGUCGCACGGCCGUGCGGCGGUUUCUGAAGCUCGAGUGUAAGUGCCAUGGCGUGAGCGGCUCCUGUACUCUGCGCACCUGCUGGCGUGCGCUCUCAGACUUCCGCCGCACGGGUGAUUACCUCCGGCGGCGCUAUGAUGGCGCCGUGCAGGUGACAGCAACCCAGGAUGGCGCCAACUUCACAGCAGCCCGCCAGGGCUAUCGCCGUGCCACCCGGACUGACCUCGUCUACUUUGAUAACUCCCCAGACUACUGUGUCUUGGACAAGGCUGCAGGUUCCCUAGGCACUGCGGGCCGUGUCUGCAGCAAGACAUCUAAAGGGACGGAUGGUUGCGAAAUCAUGUGCUGUGGCCGAGGGUAUGACACAACUCGAGUCACCCGUGUCACCCAGUGUCCAAGACAGUGAGACAAAGCAGCUCCAAGAGAGGAUGUGUGCAAGGGGAACCCUUCCCUGUUCAACCCUGGAAUGCAUUCCUUCAGAAACCGCGUACGCCUGCACAUACCCUACCGAUCCCACUCCUGCACUCCAACUGUGAAGGCAGAAGGGAGAACUGCAGGAACACAAUGUUCAUCCAUCACAGACCCAGGCCCCCACUUGAGCUAGGGGAAGGACACCUCGUGAAAACAGUCUACCUAGAGUCAGGAUCUGUCCCAGAGCAAACCUUACUUUGUGGUCCAUCGAUCUUGGCUCUCACAGCUCUCCCUGCUCCCCACCCCCACUGCCUCCGCAUGUGGGCUCAGAAGUCAUCAUCUAAAGAAUUCCACUGCUCACCUCCUGCAUAGCAGCACAGCCCCAUGAGGCCGCACACCAGAUGGAGGGGAUAAAAGUACGAGGUCAUGGCUUCUAGCAAGAGGCUUUUUCUAAAACUAACCCUGACUCCUGGAAAAGAGGCAGAGCAGGAGAGUGUCGGGUGAGCUGCUGACGACAGCAGCUUCAUGGGUCUUGUGUGAAAAGGAAGGACAAAGCCUUCAUUAAAAAUUUCCCUGCUCCUGUCUCCAGACCUAUUUCUGAUCCCACAUCUACUCCUUGAAGGUGUCUGAGUAGAAUGCAGAGACUGCCAAGCCGAAGGGUUAAAUCCUUCCCAUUUGUCGGGGCCUCUUCAGCAGGCUGCCACACACAUGCUGAGGUGGAGGCCCAGCCCUGAACACGUGGCCUGUUCCUCCAGGCAGUCAGCUAUGAUGUAAAGGGAAAAGGUGGGGAAGGCGGACUAGAACUCUGGGGAAAUUGAGAAGGCCAUGGCCUUCAAAACGCUUGUAUGUAAUAGACAAAGACAAGGGUAUACAGGAAACUCAUCAUUCCUCGGAUCAUUAUGCCUGUUGGGUGACAAGCUACACAGGCAACAAUCACAAAGGAAAAACAGUUCGAGGAAUGGACUGAGAAACAGAAGUCUCCAAAUACAGCAAUCCGGCGGAGGCCAUGCAGCACCCUUUCUACAGGGGUGACUUCUGAGUUGGAGUUUUAAAAGAUAAGGGAUGGACUGGUGGAGGGGAGUCAGAGAAGGCGGUCUACAGCGAAGGAACUGCUAUGCGCUGAGACGUAGAAGCAAGAAUGUGCAAGCAAUAUAUAAGGAAUUUCAAGCCGGUACAUAUUAUAUACACCGGGGACGACCGAGAAAUGAGAAUGCUGAGAUAAGGGCUGAACUAACGUGAGCUAGCUGCAUGCGCCUCACUGUCACAUGGUGCAGAGCCCCUGCAGGGCUGCAAAGCAUCUUGAUCUAUGUCCAUCAACGCCGGGGCACCGAUGGGAAAGCACAGGGAUGAGUCCGUUUGUUACAUGUACAGGGACGAAAAGAGAGCUACACUGUACAUAACAAAUGCUAAGUGUUAAUGACAACUCACUAGCAUUUGAGGUUCUAGACUAAAUAAGAGAUGUGAAAUAUUCUGUCCACAAUUGUGAUGCAUUAAUGGAGGCUUACAGGCCCAGACGCUUGGCAUAAAUUCAGCCAAACUCUUAAGAAAUUACAAUGUAAAAAAGGAAUAAUUUAAAAUUAAAAAUAUGUGGUUCUUUCCCUCACUCUCCACCUUAGAAUUUGACAGGCCUCGAUGUCCCGUUUGACAUAUGGAACCUUGUGGUGAGCAGAUUCAUCAUAUGUGAGGCCACAGUGAAUGGGAGGAGAGUGAUGAAAGAGCUUUAGGGACCGCAAAACCAGUUCACUGAUAAGGGAGAAGACAGGUCUUGUGCACUACAAGCUGCUAGACAGAGUGACUGCCAAAAACAAGAGACAGAUUCCGAUUUCCUAACUUCCAGUUAGGUCGUUGGCUUCUUGCAUCAUGAAGGUAAAAACAGAGCUAUCUACCAGGCUCCUGUCCUACUUCCUUACUGAGCUUUCUUAAUUUUUGAGGACAAAAAUCACAAGGACAACCCAUUCUUCCACAGCACUCUCCUUGUGCUUCUCUUUCAGAAACAGAAUAAGUUGACCCUUGCACAACACAGGUUUGAAGUGCAUAGGUCCACUUCUACGCAGAUUCGUUUUAUAAACACAGUGCAGUACUGGAAAUGUAUUUGUUUCUCUUCCUGAUGACUUUCUUAAUAACAUUUUCUUAAUUAUAAGAAUACAGUAUAUAAUAAUACAACAGACAAUAUGUGUGUUAACUGUUUAUGUUGAUGAGGGUUCUGGUCAACAUUAAGUUUAUGGGGAGUCAAAAGUCAUAAGUGGAUUUUUGACCGUACAGAAGGUCAGUGCCCGUAACUCCUAUGUCGUUCAAGGGUCAACUAUAUUAGAAUACACACACACACACACCACUGAAUAAGCCAAAAGGUGAACAGUAUCCUAAGUGUUUGCUUUACUUAACUGGCACAAUUUGGUGCUGGGAGGCAGCCACUUACACAGUGACAGCAUUUGUUGGUAUCAUCUUAGUUUUUUCCUCCUUCCCUAGGCAGUUUAUAAAAGGUGAUUUCUGAAACCUUUCACAAUAGAAAAGCUCAAGGGUUUACAUUCAACUGUGACACCACUAUGAAUUCACUAAGAGGCAUGUUUCAGGUUGCACUAUAAUUUCCCUAUGUAACAUAAACCCACAGAAUCUGACAUAAGCCGAUUGCUCAUGCUGGUUAUUUUAUUUACAUUUCUGAAUGGAAAGGAUCUCAAUACUCAUAAAAUAUCUAACUGACUUAUUAUUUUUCAUCUGUUCUCCCAGAGCAGCUAGUAUAAAAUGGACAUCGAGAUAGAAGUCUCAACUUGUAUGACUGGUUAAACGACCAAAGAAAAGUUAUUGCUCAAAAGCAAUUAAAAAAAUAAUUUAAUAUGGAGCUUGAGGACAAGAGAGAUGAUUACUCUCAAUGCCACCUGAAAGAUAAAAGUUAAAAAAAAAAGUUAAGUAAUUGUGUUCAUUAUCUUUGUCCAAGUCCUAUGGGAGUAGGUGGUAGCCAGGAGCUCAGGGGGCCUGGACUUGACUUUUGACUUAACUCUUUCUCUAGAGACCUAAUAUUGGCAGACAUGGUCUAGUCUAAAUGGGAACACAGGUGAAUGGAUGAGAGUGGGCUCCUUACAACCCAGAAAUAUGAAUGUGCCUCCUUACCAGCAUGUUACAAAUCAAACUUCUGAGCUGGAAGAUGCUAUCAUGCAUCUCUCAUUAUCUGGAGAUAUAUAUUCUGUUAACCUACCCAAAGAAAGAUAAUUUCUACUUAUACCAGCAGAUAUUGCAAGCUUGGAUGGAUUGCUAGAGAACUAACAAUCACCAGUAAAUUCCAAAGCCUCAACUGCAGUCUUCUGCCUCCAAGUCAUUGUUCAAAUUACCCCACUUCCUUUCUUCUGCUGCCACACCGAGUUAAAUCAGCAUACUCUUUGACCCCCUCGUACGGUCUUGGGCCAUAAACUUCCAUCAUCUUACCAUAUUUAUUGAUGACAUGCCCAAUUAGUAUAAGCUCCCCAAGGACAGGUUCUGUGCCUAUUUUGAAAUAUGUAUUCCAAGGUCAUACCCCCAAUGAUCCAGUUAGCACAUAAACCUGAUUGAGCCAAUAAAGAUUGGAAAUAUUUUGUAGUUCCUUAGAAAAUCUUGGUGGUCCCCCCUAUAAAAAGGUAGAGUUGUCCAGGAUGCAGAAUUGAUCGGCAAAAUUCAGCUUGGGAGAGAAGGAAAAGGAACCUUAUUUCAGUGCCUACCCCAGUGUCUUUUUAUUAUUUUUUUAAAAAUUAACAUUUGUGCCGGUUUUCAGAAUCAGUGACUGCAGGAUGCAGCUUUGACAUUAACAGUUGGCUCUGGGGAAUUCUGAGUGGCUCCUUCCCGUCUCUCUAACAUGACCACAGACCCAAGUAAUUUUAGUCCUAACUCUUGCUACCCCAUUCUGCUUCACAAUGACAUCGUGCUGUUUCAAUCUCCAAACCAGAAUGGCCCUUACCUCUUAUCAAUCUGUCAUUAUUAGAAAUGAGAGGACACAAACAAGGAUGAUGAAAAUGUAGGAGCAUGAGAGGCUUUUGUCUUAUGGCAGCUACUAUGUGAAUCUGAGGCGAGAUAUUUCUUAUUUAAAUUCUGAAUUGUGGAACGCUUCACUUUUCGAUGAAGUUUAAACUAUUCAGAUAAACAUAAGGAAUGCCACUGUUUAUAAAAACAUGUACUUGCUCAGUUAAGUGUUAAGAUGAAAGUCCUACAUGCCUCAUGUUUGAAAGAGAAUAGAGGCUCCUCUUUCUACCUUCCUUGUGUGACUGAAGGAGCUCCUAACUAAACAGUGUUCCAAAAGGGAAAGUCCUCUCUGAGUCUAAAAUGACUUUUUAGGUCACUAUAUCUUAUGCGAGGCACGUGAAAAUAACUCCUCAGUCAUGUCCAGUCAGAUGAAUAAACAUGCAAGGGUGAGCUAAUCUACUGCUGUGGCAGCAGCUUCUGUCUUAUACUAACACAUCCCUUGCCCCUCUCAAACCCCCUGCUGCUAGACUACGAGUUACCUGUGGACACACUCUGUAUCUCAUACUCCAUAGAGGGGCCCAACACAUACCUGCUCAUUGAAGGAAGGAAGGAACAGAUCUAUCGGUAGUAACAUCUUAAUAUAAUGAAUACGAAUGGUGAAAACGUGGAGCACAUUACAGAAUAAUCAUUACCAUACUGUGGCACGCUAUAGAACAAGAGUUCACAUAGUUUUAAAUGCGGAGGCUCUUUAUAAACUACACUUUGAAAACAAACUAAGAUAAGCCCUAUUGGAGUCCUUCCAGUCAAUCAGCUAAUACCGAAAGAAGAAAUCUUUUCAGGGUCUCCAGGCCUCUGAACUGCGUGUUCUUUAGCACAGCUGUUGUUGCUGUUGUUGUUUACGGCAGUCUGAACAAUAGCUAAAAUACACCAAGAGCAAAUUAAUAAGAAAAGUCUACACAGCUAGGGCUUAAUUGAAUUAGAAUCCCCAGGCUCCCAAUAAGGGCUAAAUCCAAAGGGAUCAGAGUCAAGUAAAUAAAAAAUUCAGCUGAAUUUUAUCAGAGGGCAAAGUUUCAAAUCUGAGUACCCCAGCAACCAAGGAUGAAUUAUGCAUAAGAUUAGUAAAGUGCCUUCACCCACACCCCAGCCAGAGAACAUUCUUCUAUCUCACUGUGACUGCAGGAAACACAGCAAUGUAUUUACCCGCCAAGAAUAGUUGCAGCUACACUCUAGAUAGGAGUCUAACAAACACUAAGGGAUUAAAGUUUAAUUGUAAAGCUGCAGCUACCUGGGAGUCAAAGCUUGAACUCUGGCUUCACAAAGAAAGUGGGACUCCGGCAUCUUGAAUAGACGAAAACAAGAGCGGGCACGUUCCUAACAAAGGCUGUGAGAAUAUGCUCCCUUCUGAAUUCUUCCCCAAACUGCUUCUCUCUCUCUCCCUCUCUCUCUUUCUCUCUCUCUCUCUCUCUCUCUCUCUCUCUCUCUCUCUCUAUAUAUAUAUAUAUAUAUAUAUAUCCUCCUUGUAAUUUACAAGUGCUCAAUAAGAAUAGAGCCCUUUCCAACACUUUGAAGAAUACAUAUACAUUUCAUUUUCAGAAUGCAUGAAAUUAUAGGAUGAGAUGAGAGGGUGAUUAUGUGGUCUGAUUUCUCUGAAUAUCAGUUCUCUUAAUUUUGUUGAGCAGCAUCUGAAGCCCAAGUAAUUUCUUUUCCUGAAGCUGGCUGUUAGAGAUGGACGUAAGACAAUCUUAAUGUCAUUACAAAAAUAAGACAGAAAAUUUUAUUUUUCCUCAGAUUCAGAAAGAAUACUAUCAAUAGCCAAUCUUGUAUCAAGGCCUCAUCAGCAUUAAGAAACACACCUACGUUUCCUACCUACUGAUACAACUACUAGGAGUACGUCUGCUACCUAAAAUUCCCAUGUUAGCCAGAAGAUACACACACAUUAUAUUUUAGACCAACGUUUAUCCUGUUCAGUUAAACUUCCCCAGAUAAUCCUUCACAAAUUUACCCUCUGAUUUUGAAAGAAGAAUGAUACUGAAACAUGGGGUAUACGUUUGUACUUUAUAUUAAAAGUUUCGUUUUCUUUUUUUUUACCAUUUCAGAGAGUCGAUCAAAUUCCCUCUGAAUCAUUACAAAGCAGUGCCUGCUGCUGCUUUCAUAUUACUGUACAUUUCAGAGAGUUAGACAGGCUGAAGUUUUUUAUACCGUUGUAUGAGUGUGGAUGGAAGGGACCAGUGUUCUUCGUUCUUAAGGGGCUUACUAGCAAGAAAAGGAAUGAAAUUAAAGUGAACCAACUUGAAAGAAAAAAAGUAAAUGGGCAUUCUUUAUUUUAAAGCAUCAGAGUUCAUCAAAUAGGCUUAUGUUGUGAAGAGUGAAGAGUUCUCCAGGCAGUGUGUCUACUGAUGUUUUUGUUUUCGCAGGUCGCAUUUCUGCAACCUAAGCGUCCUUCUGAAAAUCCAUAUUGGCCUUUUCAUUUAAAACUCUUCUCCAAAUUCAUCUCCUGUAGGAAGACUUCUCUAGCAAAACCACUUUACUAUCACCACUCCAUCAUUCUAUAUCCCUUCGGCCUCACUAUAUUUUGUUUGAAAUAUAUUCUUUUGUACUUGUUUUGGCCUAAGUUGUGAACUGACAUUUUAUUGAAACCAAGCAUAUAUAUCAUGACUAAAGGGCUACCUAUUGUGAUUUCAAGCAAAUCACUUUACUUGAGUGACUCAAACUUGCCCAUCUAAAACACUGGAAAACCACAAUCUGUCCUCCAAUGGCUCGAGUAAGAAUAAAUGAAAGUCUAAAUAUACACUCUUAAGAACAAAGAUAAUAACUAACUGAAAUCUAAAUUACUCCUGGUUUAGAAUCAUAAUAUAUUAAAUAGUCAUACAAAUUUAGUUCUCUUGAGCAUUAGAAAUUUGAUUGGUGGGAGAAAGAGCAAAGUUUGACUCAAGAAAGAAGCCAAUAAAAACUAUUCCUCAAGAUUAUAAUUUUAUUCUGUAUCCCAUUAUUCUCUCCAUUUAGAGGACUUUGCGGGGUCUGCAAAAAACAAAGAUGUUUUCUAAAAGAAAAAUCAGUAGGUUUCCUAAUGUGAAUUCUAGUAUCACUCAUGUAAUGGGGUUAGAGUAAGCAAUUGACAACAAUAUCUAAGCACCACUCUUCUGAAAACUGCUAUGCAGUCCAUUUGCCCCAAGUGCUAAUGAUUAAGCAAUCAAUAUAUCAGUAGCAGUUAGCGACAGGAUGUCCUAAACUUUGGCACUGAGACAUCUGCUUUGAGGGGGAAAGGAUGAUUAAAUAUACUGCCAAAUAAAUUCAGGAAAGGAAAGCUUUGGUGAACUUCAUACUUGACAGGCAUGUUAAUAGGGAAAGAGGGUGUUUUCCACAAACUUCAAAACUGAAGGAAACCCUGGGGAAGGGGUAUAAACAUGUGUUAAAAAGUACACUAUCUUAACUUUUACUUUUUUUCCCCCCCGCUUUGAAAAGAAGAGUUUAGUACUCAGAAAAUAUGGAUAAAGAAGAACAACAGCAAUAUCACAAACUUCUCAGUCUGGUUCUUUUUAAAGGAAAACAAUGAGAAUGAAGCACGAGGAAUGCCCUUAAUGGAAGCAGAGAACAUCUUUUCUUUUGCUAGAAAUAUCCCAAUUGAUUAAGAAAAUAAAAAUUGGAAUAUGCUAGACUGCCCAAAUAAAGACUGAAUUCAGUGGCACUAACAAGGGAACAAAAAUGUAAACAUUUAAAAUGUUUUGACCUGUCACACACGGGCUCCUUUUAAUUAUCAGUAUAAUCUCUGGGAAAUAUGUCAGAUAUAUUGCUGUGGGAAGAGCACGACUACAGGACAGUAUUUUAUGGGGAUAUAAGCUUGGGUACAAUUCAAAAUGUUUUAAAAACUAUGUCAGUUCCUAGGAACCAAAGAAGCCUCACAGCUUUGAAAAGUAAUCCAUUUUCAAACAAAGUGAAGAAACUUGUUUUACUUGUUGGUUGAAUUUCUGAUGUGGCCCUGUGUAUUUAAUAAAGAGUGAUAUAAUUAUCAUAGGUUUUUAGCAUGAAUGAAAUCAGAUGGAGAAUAUAAAAAAAAUCACUUUCACCUAUGAACAGAUUUCAUGUCACUGGUUAUGACAAUGGAAAAUUAGGAACCUUUAGAAAUAAUACAUUUUUUCUACUGGUCUAUAUCAAUAUAAAGUUAUAAUUAUCUAUCAACUCCCCUAGGUAUGAAGACGCUCUUUGCCCUGAAAAAAAUGAUGAGAAUAGUGUACAAACCUCAAAAGUUUUGAUCACUAUUCAGUAAAACACACUUGGCAUUUAUUUCUGCUUAUUAUUUUUUAAAAUGUAAUUUGGGGAGAAAAAUGUUAAUUAUUUUUGGGAAGGGGCUGCAGAAAUCCCAGUGGGACAUUCUGGAGAAAGGUCUUUUGUUAGCAUAACAUCUGACUUUCUAUAUCUUUGGAAAUCAUACAACUUGGCUAAUGUAGUCCUUAAAGAAUUAAUCAAGCAGAUUGUUAAGGCCCUAGUUACAGUGGAGCCAGCCAAUUAUGAGUUGCUCAGAAAUUCAUCACUGGCAUGUCCAACCACAUUUUCCCACAUAAAGAUUAGUAAAAAUAUGUGGAAACAGGGCCCAUUCCCACCUCAGCACAGCUACAGUGUGUGUUCAGUGAAACGGAUUUCAACAAAGUUUUGCUUUAGUGAAACAAACUAUUUAUUUGGGAAUCUUUCUGAUUCCUGUCUUUACUCAUUAACAUCUUUUUCUGCCAGGUUGCAAAGGCUAUCUAGCUUGUUUCAUUAAAACCCAACUAGAGAUUUUUGUAUGCAAACACACUUCUGAAUUCAAAGUACUAAAGUCACAUGCCACAAGCCUGAAUUUAUCAGUAAGUCAGUGAAACCCCCAAAGACCAUCUAUAGUGUUCACUGCUGUGAUAAUGCCCUCCCAAGGCUUACUAAGAAGAAAGCUUUUCUUGCAGGAGAGAAAUGAAAGGGGCCAGGCUAGAUGAAGAUUGGUUCUCUAAGGAGAGGGCAUUGCUGCUCUUAAAUAAAGAAGCUCCUUUCAGAUAAGCAGAAUCGGAUUCCAGUUCAUUUGGUUUGCUGGCUACCCUUACUUUGAACUCUCAUAUUUAACCCAGCAGGCUUCAAAGCAGGUGAGAAAAUGACCUACCACUUAAAAGCAAUUUUUCCUUUUUCAGGAAUUCUGGCCUUGGAGAAUAUCAGCUCUGAUAUCAGCACAUUCCACAUCUCCAGGGAUUUAUGCAAUUUUUUUUUUUUUAUUGCUCUAUGUCGAAUGUCAGACGUGGUUUUCAUCUCAGCCAGGAGAAAAAUCAAGAAAGUCCUAACUUGCUAAAACUAAAGUCUUAUUCCACACAGCUUUGUACCAUGAAAAGAUGCGGCACUAAAAUCACUAGCCAUUCUAGUUCAUACCCUUCCAUUUAUCUCAAUUUGAGGAACAGUGAAGAUUAUGAAAAAGCAUAAAUCCCUAGUGCCUUGCUUCAUAAAAAAGCAAUUUUUGUAACAAACGUAUUUUAACAAAUUCAAAUUAAAUUUACUCUAGCAUAUGAGCUAAUAUAAAAAUAUGCUGGAUGAGGAAGAGACUGAUAACAAUGGAAAAAAUUUAGGAAAUUUUCUGAAAUUGCUUUGCCUUACUAGAUUGAUUUCCACUCUAUUUGGCUAUCAAAUACCUGACGUAAUUGAAACUCCUAACAUAGGCCGUUUGCAAUUUAUCAAUACUUGAUGUUCUACCAGGCAGUUUGCCAGCGCCUACAAUCUGAAACAUUUCUCCACUUUUGGUGGUACAAAUACACAUAAUGUACCAGUAGUAUUGUUUAAAUGAUACCUAGCCACAAUUUAUACUGCCAUUUCUAUGGGAAAAUACAUUUUGAGUUUACUUUCAGGACACAGCUCCUCCCAACGUGAAGGGGUUAGGAUUUCUCAUCACAGCUGCACUCUGGUGAUAAUGAUGACAAUGAUGGGUGGUGACAAGAGUGACACUUCCCUAGUUUCUCCUGUGAACACACAUGGUUCUAAACACCUGUCAUAUUUUAAACUCCUUUAACCCUCACAAACGCCUACGAGGUAGUACUAUUCCCCUUUUACAAUGAGGGGGAGAAAUGGCUAAGAAACUUACCUGAAGUUGCACAGCCAGUAAGUGCCAGGGCUGGAACUCAAAACAAAGCAGUCUG